AUGGGCGUCAUAGUGACACUGGGUGAUGCAUACUGCUUUACUAAAAUGAACAAGCCAGGGGAGGCCAACAAAGGCUGUAUCCUGGAUGGAAAACUAUACCCCUUUGGAGAAAUUGCGAGGACAGAAAAUUGCUUCAGAUGCAGCUGCAGCAAAGAUGCAAUGCGUUGCUGCUCCCUCUUUCAUACUCCUAUUGGUUACGACAAAGAAAACUGCAAAGUUGUUUUCAACAAGAAAAGCUGUGACUAUGAGGUGGUGCAGAAGAGUGACCCCUCAAAGGAGUGUUUUGUCUACUCUCGUGUGGGCUAA
Molecule: messenger RNA, 306 nt
Organism: Charadrius vociferus (killdeer)
Lineage: Eukaryota; Metazoa; Chordata; Aves; Charadriiformes; Charadriidae
Product: beta-microseminoprotein
Exons: 3
Coding region: 1-306 (101 amino acids)
Source: RefSeq, a predicted model, not a curated record